Messenger RNA from Aaosphaeria arxii CBS 175.79, 2509 nucleotides. Its product is annotated as glycoside hydrolase family 3 protein. The transcript has 3 exons. Gene Ontology annotation, biological process: glucan catabolic process. The coding region runs from base 1 to 2370 and encodes 789 amino acids. The record is from RefSeq and is a predicted model, not a curated record. NCBI's taxonomy places the organism in Eukaryota, Fungi, Ascomycota, Dothideomycetes, Pleosporales. Gene Ontology annotation, molecular function: beta-glucosidase activity.
AUGCAGAUCAUCAGUACAAGUCUUGCACUACUCGUUCUCGGCGAUAUAGUUGGGGCAUUCGGCAGCGCAGCCAAGCGCGGAGAGCACGAAAAUCUGCCGUGGGAGGCCGCUACCCAGAAGGCCAAUGAAUUCAUUUCUCAACUGAAUAUCACCGAGAAGGCAAGGAUAGUGACUGGCAGCCUAAACUUCGGCGGACGCGGUUGCAUCGGUAACAUCCUACCCAUUGAGCGGCUCAAUUUCUCGGGGAUAUGUCUUCAAGACGGUCCCACGGCGAUGAAUCGCGCAGAUCUCGUCAGUGUGUUUCCGAGCGGAAUAACUGUUGCGGCUUCUUGGGACCGAGAACUUAUCUAUCAGAGAGGUCGCGCUUUGGGGGAGGAGUUUAGAGGGAAGGGUGCGCACGUUAUAUUGGGGCCCGUUGCUGGACCGCUUGGACGGCAUCCACUUGGUGGACGGAACUGGGAGGGCUUCUCCCCAGACCCAUACUUGACAGGCGUCGCUAUGGAAGAAACCAUCAAAGGGAUUCAGUCUAUGGGCAUUCAAGCAUGUGCCAAACACUAUAUCGGGAACGAACAAGAAGUACAGCGAUCGAACACAUUCGUCAACGGAACAGAGAUCGCCGCCAUCUCCUCCAACAUUGAUGACCGCACGUUGCACGAGCUCUACCUAUGGCCCUUCGCGAACUCGGUGAAAGCCAACGUUUCUUCGUUCAUGUGUAGCUACAAUCGGCUCAACCAAACAUAUGCCUGUGAGAACGACAAUAUCCUCAAUCAGGUUCUCAAGAAAGAACUCGGCUUCCAGGGAUAUGUCAUGUCGGACUGGUUUGCAACACACUCAGGUCCCAAGUCAAUUAACGCGGGUUUGGAUCUAGACAUGCCAGGGGUCAUAGAUGCAGCAUCGCUCAUCACUGGGGACAGCUACUUUGGCGGCAACAUCACCAAAUAUCUGGACGAGGGAAGCGUUGCAGAGGAGCGACUGGACGAUAUGAUUCGGCGAAUCAUGACACAAUACUACUUACUUAAGCAAGACAACUCCAACUUUCCGGAAACAGAUCCUACACUCUUGAUGACACUUGCAGCCUCUGUUGGCCAAUUUUUCGGUAUACCAGAGAUACCAGGUGGUCUAGUUGCUCGUGACGUUCGAGGAGACCAUGCCCAGCUCAUUCGCCAGAUGGCCGCAGAGGCUACGGUUCUUCUCAAAAAUACGAACGAGACGCUGCCAUUGAAAUCUCCUCAAAGCAUCGCAGUGUUUGGAAACGAUGCGAAUGAUCCCAUCAAUGGGCUCUACCAGGGCUCUAAUGAAGAUUACGAGUUUGGAGUCGUUGACAUUGGCGGUGGAUCAGGAACCGCACGGCAUACCUACCUUGUCUCGCCAUUGCAAGCGAUACGCGCGCGUGCAGAGAGGCAAAAUGGUACGAGAUUCCAACACAUCACCAACAAUGCCCUACUUGCGAGAGGAGAUUUCUCAUCCCUGUUUCCUGUUCCCGAAGUAUGCCUUGUCUUCUUAGGCACCUGGGCAUCCGAAGGACAGGAUCGGACAGAACUCGAGGCGGACUGGAAUUCUACUUUGGUUGUUGAAAAUGUUGCUGGAAGAUGUCCGAAUACUAUUGUCGUCACUCAUUCGGCGGGUAUCAAUUCAAUGCCUUGGGCGGACAACCCUAAUGUGACGGCGAUUCUGGCUGCUCAUCUUCCUGGACAAGAGGCCGGGAACUCCGUCGUGGACGUUCUUUGGGGUGAUGUCAAUCCUUCAGGUCGACUUCCCUACACGAUUGGGAAAGAGAGUAAAGAUUUCGGGCCUCCGAUCGUGAAUCUAACUGAGGCUGAAGUUACAUCGCCUACUGCCUGGCAAGCAAACUUUGUCGAAGGGCAGUUGAUCGAUUAUCGCCACUUUGAUUCCGCUGGAAUUGAUCCGCUGUAUGAUUUCGGGUUUGGGCUGAGCUAUACUACGUUUGAGGUUGAAGGUGAACUGGGUGUCGAAUCAGUCUCGGGUGGUGGUAACUUGACCGCAAGAACCACUCCAAUGAACACGGCUGUGCCGGGAGGUAACCCGGAGCUCUGGGAGACCAUUCUUCUGGCCAAAACUCAGGUCAAGAACACAGGCAAGCGUGCAGGCUCGGCAGUCCCACAGCUUUACGUCUCCUUCCCAGGCAGCGAAGUCCCCUCUGGAACUCCUCUGCAGGUGUUGCGAGGGUUCGAUAAAGUUGAUCUGGAGCCCGGAGAAUCCAAAGUGGUGAGCUUCAACUUGCAACGUCGUGAUCUCAGUUAUUGGAAUGUCGAUCUUCAGGACUGGGUUCUUCCAGCUGGUGCUUUUGAGUUCAAGGUUGGCUUUAGCUCGAGGAACACUGCGGUUUCGGCUUCGAAAGCUCUACGGUGACUAUCCAGCGACAGCGAAUUCAGCUCAACGAUGCCAUCUCAGGCAUACUUAAUCAGGUGAUAGUUAGACGGAAAGGCAAUGACAGUGGUUUGUGCUCUUCAAAUCUUUGCACGUGAUGUCGAGAGAAGGACCGUCUUCG